CACGGAAGGCGUGGCCAGUGAAGAGCGUGCCACAGUUCCCAGCGAGGGCUCGCGCGCGCGCCCUGCCCGAGCUCCAGGCAGCGAUCAGCCGCUCGCACUGUGUCGCCGGGACCCGAGGGCUGCGCGUCUGAGCGGAGAGGCUGCGCAGGACGGGACGCACCGGCUCGGUGCACGCGUUCGACCCCCCCCCCCCCUUUCUGUCCACUCCUCGAUUCCACGGAGCGUCGAGUCUGGAUGCUGGACGGAUGCGCGAGCCGUCCCCGCGUCGAGAACACACCUCUGAGAGAGCCAUGGACAGCCUGGGCAGCCGCUGCAAGAUCGUGGUGGUCGGCGACACGCAGUGUGGGAAGACUGCGCUGCUCCACGUCUUCGCCAAGGACUGUUACCCGGAGAACUACGCGCCCACUGUGUUCGAAAACUACACCGCCAGCUUUGAGAUCGACAAGCACCGGAUCGAGCUGAACAUGUGGGACACGUCAGGUUCGUCUUAUUACGACAACGUGAGGCCGUUGGCGUAUCCCGAUUCCGAUGCGGUGCUCAUCUGUUUCGACAUCAGCCGCCCAGAGACUCUGGACAGCGUCAUAAAGAAGUGGCAGGGAGAGACACAGGAGUUCUGUCCCAAUGCCAAAGUGGUGCUGGUGGGCUGCAAACUAGACAUGAGGACGGACGUCAACACCCUGCGGGAGCUGUCCAAGCAGCGGCUCAUCCCCGUCACCCACGAGCAGGGAAGCGCCGUCGCCCGGCAGAUGGGGGCGGUGGCCUACGCGGAGUGCACCUCCAAGGUGUCGGAGAACAGCGUGCGGGACGUGUUCCACAUCACCACGCUGGCGUCGGUGCGGCGGCCGCACAAGCCGGCGCCGGCGCCGGCGCCGCAGCUGAAGCGCAGCAGCUCCCGCCGCGGCCUGAAGCGGGUCUCACAGCUGCCGCUGCCCCCGCUGCCGGGACGGACUGAGCAAAUGGACCCGGCCCCCGCCAUGAGGAAGGACCGGGCCAAGAGCUGCGUGCUCAUGUAGAGACCCACUCUUAUCCACACAUAUAUAGAAUCACAGAAAUAUAUAACAGAAGAAAUCUAUUUAUUGUUCGAAUGUUGUUUUUUUUCCUUAUAUUUUCAUUUUUUUGCGCUGAGGGGAAAAACAAAAAAACUGCGAUGUGGAAGCAAAUGCUUUGGAUUCUUUUCUUUUUUUGUUGCCUCUGUGAAUAUUUUCUAAACUGUUUACAUAAUUUGUGUUGCGAUAAUGGCGAAUGGGACUGACCCUCGGGACUCCAGGCUGUGAUAGCGCGGAGAGGCGUCCGGGUGCCGCCAGAUGUCGAGGAGGAAUUAAUUUCUCGAGAACACUCUAACAAGAGGACGCUGCUGCGGCGGCGGCGAGGAGGAGGAGGAGGACGGUGGACGAGUGUCUGUGUUGAUACUCAGCCACGAGGACUGAAUGUGUUAGUGGCGCUGUUUGCUUCCUGUUGCCAUAGAGUUCAACCCAUAACUAGUUGCUGCAUGGGAUUCUACUGAGUUGGGUGAGUGAUGGCUCGAACCAAACGCUGGGAGCUGCAGAUGGGAUUUUCUAACACUGUCGGAAGUAUUGUGCAAGCGUGUGUGUGUGUGUGUGUAUGCACGUGUGAGCAUUACUACCACAAGUGCAUUGGAAGGAAAACGCAUCGCAACAUAUCGGAUUUUAUUUUGUGCAUCGAGUCCAACUGUGUCCGUUCGACCCCCUCCAGGUAACGCUGUCGUUUUUGAAGUCUGUUUGUGGAAAAUAAAGUGCAUCAAAUGUCA
Betta splendens (Siamese fighting fish) is the source of this 1768-nucleotide messenger RNA. RefSeq names its product Rho family GTPase 2 (gene rnd2). Gene Ontology annotation, molecular function: GTPase activity; GTP binding. The record is from RefSeq and is a predicted model, not a curated record. Lineage: Eukaryota; Metazoa; Chordata; Actinopteri; Anabantiformes; Osphronemidae. The coding region runs from base 246 to 1013 and encodes 255 amino acids. The transcript is spliced from 5 exons. Gene Ontology annotation, biological process: small GTPase-mediated signal transduction.